CUUUCUUCCUCUCCCUCCAUAUCUUUCACUCAUCUCUCUAUCUCAAUUCUCAACUGCAAUGGCGAAUUACUCGGAGGCCCAUAUUUGCCAGUGCCUCAGCCGCCUCUCCGCCGCCGCCCGCCACUCCACCGUCACGAUCAACGGCGACCGCCGCAAAAAUGGAAUGCAAUUCGUCGACGGAGUUAUGGCCCUGGUCCGUGGGCUCCUCCAACUCGGUAUCAACCCCGGCGACGUCGUUUCAAUUUCUGCUCUCAACAGUGAUUUAUAUUUGGAAUGGAUGCUUGCUAUUACUUACAUAGGAGGAAUCGCUGCUCCGCUCAACUAUCGAUGGAGUUUGGAAGAAGCAAAAUCAGCUAUGGAGGUAGCAAAUCCUGUAUUGUUGGUAACAGAUUCGAGCCGUGGUUAUUGGCAUUCAAAGUUCGAGAUUGAUUCCGUACCGUCUUUAAGGUGGCAUGUCUUAAUGGAUGUUCCGGUUGAAUCCAACAAUAACGGAACUAUUUUUGCAACCGAAUUACUUAAGGAGCCUGCCGGAAGAUUUAUCGAACUAGACUAUCUUUGGGCACCUGAAAGAGCUGCAGUUAUAUGCUUUACCUCAGGUACAACUGGAAAGCCGAAAGGAGCUACUAUAAGCCAUUCAGCUUUAAUCAUGCAAUCCCUUGCUAAAAUUGCAAUUGUUCGAUACAGUGAGGAUGAUGUGUAUCUGCAUACUGCUCCUUUGUGCCACAUAGGCGGAAUAUCAUCGGCCAUGGCCAUGUUAAUGGCGGGUGGUUGCCAUGUAAUAAUUCCCAAGUUUGAGGCUAAUUUAGCCUUUGAAGCAAUUAGGGAAUACAAUGUGACUUCUUUGAUCACUGUACCUACAAUGAUGGCUGAUCUAAUCUCCUAUAAUAGGACGAAGCAAAAAUCUGAAAGUUUUGAAUCUGUGAAGAAGAUUCUUAACGGGGGCGGCGGUCUAUCAGUUGAGCUCAUAAAUAAUGCAACCAAACUUUUUCCCAGAGCCACUAUUCAAUCAGCUUAUGGAAUGACAGAGGCAUGCUCUUCUCUUACUUUCAUGACAAUUUACGAGCCUACGAAAGAAAGCCGUUUUGUUCAUGUAAAUGAUGUCCAGAAAUCGAAUUUAAAUUGUCAAGGAGGUGUUUGUGUUGGAAAACCUGCACCACAUGUUGAAUUAAAAAUAAGCUGCGAUGGAUCUUCCAAUAAUAUAGGGAGAAUAUUGAUGAGGGGCCCACAUGCAAUGCUUCGUUAUUGGGGGCAAAAUGGUCCACGUCAAAGUUGGCUCGAUACUGGAGAUAUAGGGCAGAUAGACGAUCAUGGUAGCCUAUGGCUUAUCGGGCGUGAAAAGGGUCGAAUCAAGAGUGGAGGGGAGAAUAUUUUUCCAGAAGAGGUAGAGGGUGUGCUGUUACAACAUCCUGGAAUUUCGAGCAUUGCUGUAGUUGGAGUUCCGGAUUCUCGAUUAACGGAAAUGGUAAUUGCAUGUGUUCGACUAAAUGACAGCUGGCGGUGGGAUGAUUUUGGUGCUAUCAAUCACUCAGAGGAAUAUACCAAGUGUGUGUCGAGUGAGAUUCUUAAGCGAUUUUGUAGGCAAAAGAAUUUAACAGGGUUUAAGAUUCCGAAAAGGUUUGUUUUGUGGAAGAAUGCAUUUCCAAUGACAACAACUGGGAAAUUAAGGAGAGACAAAGUCAGAGAAGAUGUGUUGUUGUCUCAUACUCAGUUUCUGUCAAGCAAACUGUGAUGUUUUGUUUUCUGGAAAAAAAUAUAUGUAAUUUUGUAAUGUUAUCAAUAAUAAUAUGUCAUAUCCAAUAAAAUGUGGUUAAUG
Messenger RNA from Erythranthe guttata (spotted monkey flower), 1813 nucleotides. It is a transcript of the gene AAE14, whose product is annotated as acyl-activating enzyme 14. The record is from RefSeq and is a predicted model, not a curated record. Gene Ontology annotation, molecular function: medium-chain fatty acid-CoA ligase activity. NCBI's taxonomy places the organism in Eukaryota, Viridiplantae, Streptophyta, Magnoliopsida, Lamiales, Phrymaceae. Gene Ontology annotation, biological process: fatty acid metabolic process.